GCACGGGGGUCAUAGCAUCCGCCACGCCGGAAAGGCCGCAUGGUGUUCGGGCUGUGGAGAUUUAGAGGCCCACGUGGACCGGUUUGUUAACUCGAUUCCAGCACCCUGCUGCCGGGAGAUCUGGGUUUGCGUAAGGCCAGGAGUCUGUGCUUUACAAAGUCCUUUCUAGAUUCUGGUAUUGAAUUGGCAGUUUCCAGACCACCACCAUACGUGUUAGUGCGUGUUUAACCUGUUAUCCACAGCAGCCCGUGCCCUCGCCAAACACCACAAGAACGUACCCAGACAUUUAAGAAUAAGGGCAGAUAGUUUUAACCAUGCAACUGCCUGCUUUCUGACCACAGGACGAAGUGAACACUGGAAUCAGAAUGAUUUCAUAAUCGGUUUCCUGGUCUGGAAGAAACGGAAGCAAUGGCUGCGGACACGGCUCCCUCAGAGAUCAUAGAAAGACAGCGAACGGCAUUGCUUAAAAUCCUCCAACAAGACCCUGAUUGUGUCAUAGAUGCCUUAACCUCUCGGAGGCUGAUUUCUGAUGAAGAGAGUGAGACCCUGGAGAACGUCCCAGACUCUCUGAAGAAGUGCCGGAAGCUCUUAAUUUUGGUACAGAAAAAGGGAGAGGUGACUUGUCAGUGUUUUCUUAAGUGUUUAUUUAAUAUAUUUCCAGAGUCAGCUUCCAUUGAACUUUUGCAACAUGAGAAUACACCACGUCAAUCUACAAAGCUAAGCACAAAUUCAGAAGACGCUUUUCCCCCUGAGACUCAGGAGAUCACGAUGUUCUCUGAAAAGAAAGAGCACUUGGAUCUGGAAACCACUGAGUUUUGCAGGAAUAAGGAAAGCAGUUGUAGGGAAACUGCACCAACCUCCAGGGAGAACGAGAAGGAAUGUGAUACACCAUUAGUACCAUAUUCAUUUGAAAGAGCGGGGUAUGAAGUUCCAGCAACUGUUACAUAUUUAAAGGCUGGGCAGAGAUAUGAUGAGCCAGAUGACUCCCUGUACUUAGGAGAGCCAUAUCCAGCAUCUGCUGGAUGCUCUGAAGAUGAAGCGUGCAUUGUGGAAGAGGGGGACUGUGAUGAUCUGGAGCACCUUGUAAAUGAUGGUGAGGAGGAGGAUGAUUUGGAAAACAUGCGAUAUGCCAGUGAAGAGAGCAGUUAUGAAGAUUCAGAAACAGACAUUUCAUUGGAGGAAGAAGAGAAAAGAAUGGAAGAAAGAAAAGAGGCAUUUAAACACAUUCUGUCCUGUUUGAACAUGGAUCGAAGCAGAAAGCUGCUCCCAGGCGAUGUUAAACAAUUCUCCUUGGGUCGAGGAUGUCAGUGGACACCUGAGACUCCUGGAGACUUAGCUUGGAAUUUCCUGAUGAAAGUUCAAGCACUGGAUAUGGAGGCCAGAGAUGCCAUUCUCAGGCACAGGGUUGUGGUUGAAGACAGCCCAGAGGACUUGCUGACUGGAAUGGAGAAUCUGGAAAUUAGAGACACACCAACCAUCAAUCCCCUUGAUGUCCUCUGCGCCUGCAUGCUGUGUUCAGACAGCUCGUUGCGGCGUGAAGUCAUGUCAAACAUGUAUGAAUGCCACUUUGCUCUUCCCCUGCUCCUGCCCGAUGCAGAAAACAACAGAAGCCUCUUAAUGCUGGGAGCCAUGAGUGGUGUCCUAAAGAGGCCGUCAACCCAGCCAGCAGGAGAGUCCACAGAGGACACAGAGAAGAGUCUGAGCCUCCUGAAGAUGCCUGUCAUCUCCUUUGUUCGCCUAGGACACUGUAGCUUCUCCAAGUCCAGAAUCCUGAACGCUCUGCUAAGUCCUGCCCAGAAGAAGUCAAACAAAGUCUUUCUCCACCAGGACGUGUCUCUUCCGGUGCUUCCUCGUCAGAUCUCUGAUGGUCUGGUUGAAAUAUCAUGGUACUUUCCUGACAGCCAUGAGCUAAAGGAAAGCUCUCAUUUUUUCCAAAAGCCUGUUGCUGUGGCCAAUCUUCGUGGAGAUCUAGAAAGCUUUUGGACACAGUUUGGUUUUUUGGUGGAAGUUUCCUCAGCUGUGUUUUUUUUCACUGACCACCUUGGUGAGCAGGAAUGGGACUUGCUGAUGUUUUUAGGAGAAGCUGCCUUGGAAAGAUGUUACUUUGUCCUCAGUCCCCAGGCCAAGGAGAGCGAAGAGGCUCAGAUUUUCCAAAGGAUCCUGAAACUGAAGCCAUCACAGCUGUUGUCUUGGGAAGGGGAGGAAGCUGGGGACAGAAGGAAGAGCAUGGAGGCCCUUCAAGCUGCCCUCCGGGAAGUAAUGUCCUCUUCACUAAGAUGUGUGUCUGUGGAGGACAUGGCCUCUCUGGCCAGGGAGUUGGGCAUUCAGGUAGACCAAGACUUUGAGUUGGCUCAGGGGAUACCAGUUUCCCCUAGUGAGAAUACAGAUAGGACUGCUGCAAGUGAAAAACAACAAAGGCAUAGUCAGACAGAAAGCUCACCUGAAAAGCAAGGUACGUUGUCUGUAAGGGAGAAUGGGGCAGAAGGUGAGGUCAGCCAGAAUGCUCAGAGUUCUCAUCAGAUUCCUCCUGUACAGCACCCCUUGCCUUUACCUACCAAAGUUGGAGUCAACUUUAACAAUGUCCCUUUAAAUGCCCCUUGGGUUAUGGGAACACACUUUGAGUCAGGGCCCAGGGCUAAGUGGUUCAAUCCUUUGCCCUUUCAGAAUACAAGGGCCUAUGUUAGAGGUAAACAUUUUGGGAUUCAUUACUUCAAACCCCAGAGAUCUUAUUCCGGUGAAAGAUUUAUGAAAUUUUCCGGAGCUUCUUGGGCACAUCCCCUGAGUGGAACAUUUUGGAGAGCACCUAGACCCGUGCCCCAGCAUGUAUGGACUCGUUCUGAGAGGCUGCAAACAACUAGAGCCCUUCAGCGUUCUAGGGCAGGGGUCUCCCAUGUAGGUUGCCUCCAUUCUGUGGGUUCACAACUAACAAGAGCAGUAAGGAAGCCACCGCCUGGUAAAGCCCAUGCCCAGGGAGCACAGCUAACGGAAACCACUGGAAAUGUUAUGAGAACAUCUCAUAUUAAAUACCCUCACCCUCAAUGCUUUCAGCAACCAGCAGGAGCUGUACAAAAACUGGUAAGACCUGCUUCUCAUCAAGGAACCCGUGGGAUGAUACAUGGAGGGCCUUCAAGUUCAGUUUCCCAAACAAAAUCCCAUUCCAUGUCUGGGAGCAAACUUUCGCUCACACCUCAGCCCAACUCCCAUCAGCCCAAACCUCAGGCCAAGCACUUUCAGCCUAAGCCCUCCCAGCCUGUUCUUGCUCAACCCAAACCGUCUCAGCCCAAAUCCCCUCAACCCCAGCCCUCCCAAACAAAACCUUUCCUAACCAAACCUGCUUAUUCUCAGUCCUACGCAACUAAAACCUCUUCAUCCAAGCCUGCCCAUUCCCAAUCCUCCCACGCUACACCCUCUCAGCCCAAGCGACGUCAGUCCCAAUCAAAGCCUUCUCAACCCAGACCCAUUCAACCGAAGUCAUCCCAGGCCAAACCUUCACAGGCCAAAGCCUACCAGCCAAGAGCAGGGCCAGGCAGAGCAGGAAAGCGUUGAGGAGCAUGCUUCAGAGAUACUGGGAAAUGUGUCCUUUGCCUGCGGCCAUUCCUAUCACAAAGUUACCUGAAGAGUUUCAGUAAAGACUAAAGAUGCUGGCAUUAACAAGACACAGACAAAUAUAUAUGCAAAGACAGAAUAGGCAGCAUUAAAGAAUCAGAGUUGUGUACCUAAAUGAGGAACAAUACAAAGGCAAUUAAAAGCAAGCAAGCGCCUUAACCAUGGAGCCAUUUCCUCCAGCCCUGAAAGCAAUUAAGAAUGCCGCCGGGUGUGGUGGUGCACACCUUUGAUACCAGCACUUGGGAGGCAGAGGUAGGAGGAUCACCGGGAGUUCCAGGCUGCGUAGUGAAUUCCAGGUCAGUCUGGGCUAGAGUGAAACCCCACCUCAAAAAGAAAAAAAAAAGUGAUGUUACAGUACACACAUUAGUUAACCCCACCC
This is a messenger RNA of Jaculus jaculus (lesser Egyptian jerboa), 3985 nucleotides long. It is a transcript of the gene Card6, whose product is annotated as caspase recruitment domain family member 6. The record is from RefSeq and is a predicted model, not a curated record. Gene Ontology annotation, biological process: regulation of apoptotic process. The coding region runs from base 409 to 3546 and encodes 1045 amino acids. The transcript has 4 exons. NCBI's taxonomy places the organism in Eukaryota, Metazoa, Chordata, Mammalia, Rodentia, Dipodidae.